Ichthyophthirius multifiliis is the source of this 4428-nucleotide messenger RNA. RefSeq lists its product as hypothetical. The transcript is spliced from 7 exons. Gene Ontology annotation, cellular component: cytoplasm. The record is from RefSeq and is a predicted model, not a curated record. Gene Ontology annotation, molecular function: calcium ion binding. NCBI's taxonomy places the organism in Eukaryota, Ciliophora, Oligohymenophorea, Hymenostomatida.
AUGAGAAGCAUAAAAUCUGCCAAUUCAUUAGUUUCAUAAAAAAGUCAAAAACUACUAAAUAAUUUAGUAUAAAAAGGAUAAACAAACUAUCCUUUAUAAUAAGGAAUAUAACUCGAUGAGGAUGUCUUAUAAAAAACAUGGUAAUCAUUCGGUCUGUAUAUAUCGCGUUAAAUGAGGAUGGGUCGAGGUAUAUAAAUUCCACAUUUUGGUAUAUUUACAUUUAGUGCACCUGAUUGUAAUUUAAAUGGUGUUACAAAUCCAACAGAAAGAGAUAAACAAUAUCGAAUUCCUAUAUUUUUAGUAUCGAAAUAAUUUGUAAAAGGAUAAUAUGUUAAAACUGGAAUUUUCAUUGAUGGACAUUUACGUCCUUUUAAUGUUUAAACAAAUGGAUUAAUAUAAACAGCUUAAAUUAAUUGGACUGAAAUUUCUAUGUAUGCUGAUUAAAAUAAAGAAACUGUUAAAAUUGCAUUUGAAAGAAUAAUACGUUCUUUAGCAGAUUUAACAAGAAAAUAGUUAAAUGUAGAUAUGGAAAUACCUGCGAUUGGCGUUUUCUAAGUCCGAAAUAAUAUAGCUGCAGUUGCCUUUUAUGAAAGUCAUGUUAGUACUACAAAAAAAAUGCCGAAUAGACCAUUAAGUGAACGAAAAAAAGUUGGGGAAAGCAAACUUACGUCAUAAAAUUUAUAAAUUUUAGAUAAAAAAACUACACUUGAACCUGAAGCUUAUAAUUAUUUGAAAGAAAGUAUUGGAUUAAAUAUUGAUGAUUUAAAAAACAAGUAAAGAAGGUAAUCAAAUACAAUAAAUAAUACUUCAAAAAGACCUUUUAGUUCUAUAAAUUCUAGAUAAUCCGCAAUCGUAUUGAAUUAACCAGAAUUAAGUAAUUUACAAUACUCUUUAAAAAGGCUAAAAUUUUGGAUAAGACAAAAUUGCUUUAAUGCUUAAGACGCGUUUCUUGAAAUAUGCAAUAAUGCUAUAGGAAGAAGUAAAUACAAUAAAGUUCGUAUAAACUUCGAUUAAUUUUUAGAAACAUCAAAUAAAAUCGACUUAUAAUUAAAUGAAGAAUAAGCCAAAGAAUUAUUUAAUUUAAUAGAUUAAAAUAAAGACGGUUAUAUAACAUAUUAAGAUUGGAAAUAAAUAAUAAAAGAUGAUAAUUAUCAUCUUAAUUACAUAUAAGAUGUUAUAUAUAAAAGAUAAUUACAUACAGAUGAUGUAUUAAAAACAAUGGGUCUAGAUAGAGAAAAUCCUCCUAUAUCAUUAAUUCAAUUAAAAAAUUCUCUAAAAAAACUAGACUUAACAUUAACUGAUUAAGGUGCUUUUAAAGUUGCUAAAGGAAUCUUAUAAGAAAAAGACUAAAUAUCUAUGUAAGAUCUUGCCAGAAUACUCGAUUGUAAAGAAGAAGACGACAAAACCUUCGACCCGAGCUGGUUCAAGGACAUUUUAUUUAAAUUAAAAUAAAAGAUGAUUCACAUGGACAACCCAAACGAGCUAAAAAAUUCCUUCGAGAACUAUGAUGAGCACAACGAAGGAAUACUAGACACUGCAAACUUCAAAACAUGCCUUAUGAGGAGCUAACUAAGACUUUCUGUCAAAGAAAUAAACAGAAUAGUGAGAUAUUUACCCAAAGUAAACUAGAACAACGUCGACUACUAUCAUUUCCUAAAGCUCGUAAAAAGGGUUGACAUCUCCGCUUCUGCCCCUGACUUUGUUUCUGAUACAAACGAGUUCGCCUAAAAGCUAGGAAAGUAUAUUUAAGAUAAAAAAUUUACAAUCCCCUCUUUUCUGAAGACCAUAAAAAGAUCUUUCGAAGACUCACAUGAUGUCAGUUUAGUUUAAGCAUCGUAGUUUCUCCACUAAAAUAUAUUCAAAGGAAAUUCCAAAGCAUAAAUUGAAUUUUAUGUAAAUGAACUAGACCUAGACUGCGACGGUUUCAUAAAGGAAAACGACAUAGAGCUUUUUUUAAAAAGAUACUAUUAUUUCGAACAGAUUGAAUUCGCCUAAUCUUCCUAAACUCGCCAAUACUUACAAAAAACACUUGAUUUUUACGGCGAAAACACAACUAUGAAUACCAAAACAUUAUUUCCGUUAGAAAAUUUAAACGAGAAAAAAGUCGAUGACGUAAUAAGGGAUUUACGGUUUAAAUUAUAAUUAAAAAAUAUGAAUUAUUAUGAACUUUUUAAUCUAUUAGAUUCCGAUAUGGACGGUUUUAUUACCAUAAACGAGUUUUCGAAAAACAUAGAUUAAAUAAUAAAGCUUUCCUAAGCUAUAAAAGACGGUUUUUUUUCCUAUAUGGAUAAACUGUCUAUUGGAAUGGUUGAUUUGAACUCUUUUUUGAAAAUAAUGCAAAAAUCCCUCAUCACAAAAGACCAGUAAAUAAAAGAAGACUCAUUUGACUGGGAAACGAAAAUGCUCUAAGAAAUAAGAAACUGGUUUUAAAAAUCAGGUUUAACAAUAGAGGACUCUUUCCGUGUUUUAGAUAGGAAAUUUGAAGGCAAAAUUACAAUUGAGGAUUUGGAAGUCUUCCUGAAAGAAUGCAUGAAGAUAAAAAAUGAAGACUUAACUCAAGGAAUCCUAAAUAGGCUUUUUAAACUAAUGGACUAGUUUAAAAACGGCAGAAUAACUCUAAUGGAUUGGAAAAGGUUCCUUUUGGAAGAUUUUAAACACGGCAUGAAUUAGAGUGUUAUGGGUCAUAAAAAAAUUGACAACUUUUCAAGUUUCGAUUGGAAGUUAAAUGCUAAAUAAUAACUAGGUUUAGUUCUUACUAGAAGGUUUAGAAACUUAGUUUAGAGUUUUGAUAGUAUUAGUGGAUAUAAAAAGCAUAUGAUAUAUUCCUAGUUGAUGAAAUGGAUCCAAGAAACAGAUGCUUUAAGAGGAUUUGAUCUUUCAGAUAGACUUUCUUAGGAACUUUUUGCCGAUUUAGAUCCUCAUAAGAAGGGUUUUUUGACUUUUAGUGAUUGGUAGAGUACUUUUGGAGGAUAUAAUUGGAAUUUUUAGAUGUAAGAAGAAUUAAGGGAAUAUAUUAAGACUAAUUUUGAGAGUAGUGAGAAGGCUUAUGAGUUUUUUUUGUAAGGCAAAAAAUAGCUUUUCUAUUCCAAUUUCGUAUAAGCAGUAAAUUAUAUAAUGCCUAAAAGAUUCGUAGAAUCUGAUUUAAAAGAUAUGUGGAAUAUCCUUUUAAAACAAGAAGAAAUUUAAUAAAAUGUUUCUUUUGAAACUUUUCAUAAAGUCUUUACUUUAUAAAGGAAAUAAUUAUUUGAAAAAUCAUCAAAAUACAAUAGAAGACCAUAAACAGUAGGUUUUUUAAUGAAUAAAACUCAAAAAAAUUGUGAAAACGAAAUAGAAGAAGACGUGAUUUUCGAAGAAAGACUACUCGAAAAAAUACGCAGAUUAUUAAGACCAACGAUAAAAAAUAUAUAGGAAACUCUUUAAAAAUUAGAUAUUAAUAAUACUGGAAUUUGUACAAAUUUAGAAUUUAGAAAUAUUAUAAAAAGUCUUGAACUAGGUUUAAAUAUGACCGAAAUAGAUCUUUUAUUAAAUUUAUGUUAAAUAGACGGGACAGUUAAUAUAUAGAAAGUAAUAGAAUUAAUAAAACCUUAAUAAAUGGAUAAAAAAAUCGUAUAAAGAUCAACAACAAGAUUAAGAAAUAUUACAAAUUAAGUCUAUUCAUAUUUCCUUUCGCCAAAAGAUGCUUUUAGAAUAUUUGAUUAAGAUCAUUUAGGUUAUUUAAAUUUUGAUUAAUUUUAAAAUUUUAUAAGCAAAGUAUCAUAAUAUUCCUAGACUGAAAUGCCUCCAUUUUCUAUUAUUAAAGAUAUGUUUGAAUAUAUUGAUAAGAAAAGGGAUGGUGUCCUCGAUUUGACUGAAUGGAUGGACGUUUUUAGUAAAUUUGAAUAUGUAUCUUAAGCUUCAAUAUAUAAUUUUCCUUUAUAGUAAGCGAAUAUUUAUAAUACUAAUAUGCGUCCGAAUACUUAAUAGAAUAUUAUGAAAUAAAAGUCAAAAAGAUUGGAAGUUAAAGACUCUUAAUAUAAUAAAAGUUUAAUUUUAGUCAGGAAUAAACAUGAAGAUUUCUUUGAUCAGGUAUAAAGAUAGCCUUUACCACAACCGAUUUAAAAUAAUAAAGAAAAUAUAAUUCUUGGAGAUUGGGAAAAGUCUAAAUAAUUCGAUAAAAUACUCAUCUCAAUAGGUAAAAAUAGAAAAUUUUUAAUGGAUAUGUUCAGUUCUUUGUACUAAAGAAACAUUCCUGUAACUUAUGAUAUUGCGAAAUAAAUUAUUGGGUAAAUGUUGUAAAGUAGUGGAUAGAAGGUGAAAGAGGAAGGAUGGCCGAUUUUACUUAAAUUUGCAGAAAAAAAUGGAAUUAUUGAUUAUAGAUUUUUACUAGAAGUAUAUAAAGAUAGAAUUUAAAAAAUUGAUGGACACCCAAUAAAAUUAUAAAAAAAUUGA